Gamsiella multidivaricata is the source of this 2082-nucleotide messenger RNA. RefSeq lists its product as uncharacterized. The transcript has a single exon. The coding region runs from base 111 to 2015 and encodes 634 amino acids. The record is from RefSeq and is a predicted model, not a curated record. NCBI's taxonomy places the organism in Eukaryota, Fungi, Mortierellomycota, Mortierellomycetes, Mortierellales, Mortierellaceae.
CUUUCUUUUACAGGGGUUCUCAACUGCAAGGAAGAAGUGCAUAGGACCCGAAGCAUUAUUCCCUCGCCUCUCACUCAUCCUCUGCCGCCAUAACGUAUAACACUCCGCCCAUGGCCGAAUCCUCCUCAUUUACCAACACCACUGCUCCAACCAUCGACUGGGCUGACGACACGGAUGAGGAGAUCGACUUUGGUGCCCCUGUCUUCUCCGACGACGAAGAUCUUCCCCCAGAGCUGACCAGAGGUGUUGGGGUAACACCCACCCCGUCCGUUGAUACGGUAGACGACCACAGCUCCAGACAAGAGGACAAGAGCCCUUACAGGGAUAAUAACAGGAAUAGGGACAGGGUCACCAGCGAUGGUCGUCACUCAUCUUCGCCACGAUAUACCGCAGGGUUUGCUGAUGGAUCAAACAGGUCCUUAGACCGGAGGAGCCACAACGACUCUUCGCUCAAGACGAUGAGUAGCCGCGCCCGAACCAGAGAUCAUUCAUCACCCUAUCGCGAUACUCCCAACGAUCGUCUGGAUCGUACCUACUCCUCCAGCGGCCAUCUCUCCACAGGACGCGGACCAGGAAGUUCAUAUGAAAGAGAAAGUCAUUGGCGGUCAGAUGGUCGACGCGAAGACACUCGAGGUAAACCAUCCUCUUCCUACGGCUCGACCCAUGCGGACGGAAAGUCUCGCCCGACCAAAAACUAUGACGGAAGCAGAAGUUCUACGCCUGGACAACGCUCUGUGAGGCAAUUGAUUCCCCUACCCCCAAAGCCUCCUGCAGCACUAGACGCAAACCACCAACCUCGCAUUGACCGCAGUCGCUCGCCUUCCUAUCGAUCGCGCUCACCAAUGGCAGGAACAGAGCGUCAAUGGGACCAUUCCAGGCAGCGGCCAUCAUCACCUUAUUCCGGUAACAUCCGAUCACCCUCGCCUAACAACAACUCGCACCUACCAUCCGGGCUUUCGACGCGGUCUCACAGUCCCGGUCGCGGUUCACGGGCCCACAUGGAUCAGGUAGCAUCAUCCAAGGAUCACUCCAAGCGGCGAUCUCGGGAUUUGGCUCCAGAUAGCGGCGGCCGCUGGGAGAAGACGCCACAUGAGGAUCGACCCUACCCAAUGCUGCACCCGCCCGCGCUCGCUGCAUCGUCACCUAAAGAUGACGUUAUCUACUUCAAACGCCGUGAAGGACGUGCCAACGAACCGAGCAGCCGCGACAGAGACGCCUCAGGAACUAUGUAUCACGAGCGCCUUAACACCAACGACUCCAGACAUCGUGGUACCGAGAGAGUAGACGGACCGGGCGACCGAUGGGGAAAGAAUACAGCCGUGGAACCUGAUCGACCUUAUCCCGAGCGCCCUCGUCCAUCACCCGAUAGCGGCAACAAUCAUGGAAAGCACUCCAGAACAAGAUCGCGGGAUCAAAUCAACAUUCUGCCGGUGACGCCCUCGCCAACACUUGAGAAGGUGUCUCCAAGGGGCAACCGUGGAAGAGGCAAGGAUCAACACAAGCGAAAAUCAAAUGAGCCGCCACCAUUCUCGAGCACUAACGAGGAUGGUCCGCAGGACACGGACAAGGGGUCGGCAGUCCCAUGGUGGGAACAAUCGACGUAUGGACCCAAGAGUAAAAAGGAAGAACCUGCAGUGGAGCUAUCCAAAGAUUCAAGGGAAGAGAAAAUAGCCGUCGCCACCAAGCGAGCAUCUUCAUCAACAGGAGCGACCAAAGCCCGAUCAGGCGCCAAGGAGACAUCCAGCUCAUCUCAGGAUGCGAAAGAGGAGGUUCCCUGGUGGGAGCAAUCGACCUACAAACUCAAGCCCAAGGUCGCCGAGGCUGUGGAUCAAGUCACUUCGCAACUAGCUGGCGUAGAUAUGAAAUCGAGCUCAUCGACUCAAGGACAUGGAAACAGCGAUUCAUUGGCCGAUGCCGAUAUUGUGGCGAAACGGAAGGCGCUCGGACAAAAGGCACCGACCUCAGGCGUGGAAGCAAUGACGCUUGUGAGCCGCGGAGGAGACGAUUCAGGGUAAAGAUUGACAUUUACAAACACCAUGUACAGGUCACCAAACAGAAUACACAGAGACGACUAGACGAUUC